Molecule: messenger RNA, 1363 nt
Organism: Trachymyrmex cornetzi
Lineage: Eukaryota; Metazoa; Arthropoda; Insecta; Hymenoptera; Formicidae
Product: zinc finger MYM-type protein 1-like
Exons: 2
Source: RefSeq, a predicted model, not a curated record
AUGGUUUUAGAGUUGAUAGCCGAAUUCGACCCAUUUUUAGCAGAUCAUAUCUCUAGGUUUGGGAAUAAAGGUAUCGGUAGUACCAGUUAUCUAUCAAAAACGAUCUACAUUUCACAUGUGGAUCAACUGUGUCUCAUGCUGCGAUAUGUAAAUAAAGACGGUACGCCCGUAGAGCGCUUUGUGACAUUUUUACAAAAUGUAGGCCACAAGGCUGCAGAUAUGGAUGAUGCUGUAAUUUCUACCUUGAAAACUCUUCAAAUUGACAUUGAAAAUUGUCGAGGCCAGUCGUAUGAUACAGCGCGAAAUAUGUCAGGGAUAUACGCAGGGCUUCAACAAUUAAUAAAAAAUCGUAACGAAUAUGCAGACUAUGUUCCAUGUGCUGCCCAUUCUCUGAAUUUAGUUGGCACUCAUGCAGUUGAAAAUUGCUCAGAGGCUGCUAAUUUCUUCAACGAUCUUCAAAGUUUAUAUAACUUUUUUAGUGCAUCUACCAGUCGUUGGGAUGUUUUACAAUGUUGCUGCAAAAAAUCUGAGAGAAUUGUUUUGAAAUCCCUUUCAAUAACACGUUGGUCAGCUCGUAAUGACGCCGUUCGUACUCUUGAGUAUUAUACUGAAAUACUUCAAGCUUUGUAUAGCAUCGAACACGACGUUUCACAAAAAGCUGCAAUACGCAGUGAAGCUAAAGGGAUUCGAAAUCGUUUCGAAUUACUGGAGACAGCUUUCAUGCAAUGUUUGUGGAGUUUUUUACUUUCGAGAUUCAAUUCUGUUAGCAAAAAAUUGCAAUCUACGCAAACUAACCUGAAUGAAGUUGUUCGAUUGUAUAAAAGUCUUAUCAAGACUGUGGGUGACGCACGUGAAGACUUCGACUAUUUUGAAAAGAAGGCAUUCGAUUUGUCAGUUAAUCAAGAAUACAAAACAGAAGUGUGUCGAGUGAAACGCAGGAAAAUCUAUGACGAUGAAACAAGAACAGGAGAGGUGACAUUGCUCGGAAAAGAUAAUUUUAAAGUGAACACAUACAAUGUCAUUUUUGACAAUUUGUUAGCUGACAUACAAGAAAGAUGUAAAAAAUACGAAACUAUUUACGAAAAAUUCUCUGUUCUUAUUGAUUUCAUGAAUAUGGAUAUUGCUGAUAUUCGGGGAAAAGUACAAAUUUUACAAGGCGCUUUUAAUAAAGAUUUAGAGAGUUCACUAGAUGAUGAACUAAUCCAUUUUAAAGCCUAUCUUGAUUGUGAUAAACAAAACUUAAAGCAGCUUACACCAAUUGAAACUUUUAAGUUUUUAAAAAAGAAUGAUCUUGACUCGGUGUUUCCCAACGUUGACAUCGCAUACAGGAUGUUUCUCUGUAUGGCUGUCACAAACUGCAGUG